This is a messenger RNA of Clupea harengus (Atlantic herring), 1696 nucleotides long. RefSeq names its product cannabinoid receptor interacting protein 1a (gene cnrip1a). Gene Ontology annotation, cellular component: plasma membrane. Gene Ontology annotation, biological process: negative regulation of signaling receptor activity. The record is from RefSeq and is a predicted model, not a curated record. Lineage: Eukaryota; Metazoa; Chordata; Actinopteri; Clupeiformes; Clupeidae. Gene Ontology annotation, molecular function: type 1 cannabinoid receptor binding.
AAAACGUCUGAAUCACCUCACAGGUGUGAGCCUCAGAUUGCCUUUUCUCAAUAUGGAGGGCAAUAAUUGUAUUUUGACAUAUCCUCUCAUCAAUUUGAUGGCUCUUCAUGUACACGCUUGACUCUAAAUGUAAACCAACCUCAUGUGUACUAAAUGACAAAUGUCACAGACAAAAGUAUCAUCUUGUGGUGUUGGACUGCCCUGGGAGGCUGCCCAUAAACCCUGAGCUUUGACUACUCCAUCCUUUUUUUCCUCUCUGUUUUUAUCAACACAAAUAGUAUGUGGUGUCAUUGCGGAUUUAGGUAUCAGUGUUGGCAAAGCCUACUAGGUAAGAUUCGACAUAAACCCAUUAAACAUUGGUGGGUCAGUUGAGGGAGACCACCAUGCCAUUUCAGGACUAUGGACAGGGUCACAAUAAUAGCUUUGGAGGAACGGCUUUUCUUGACUCUUUUUUUCAACCAUGUAUUUGACUAAUUGCAACGGUAAAUUAAUAUCCCGUUUCUCCCCAUACGUUAGAUUAUGAUGGGCUAGCUUCCUGCUAGACGCAUUUCUCAUAGACCAACAGCAUACGAUAUUCAUUCUACAGAGACGGUUGACGUUUCACUGUCUCCUGUUUGACCACAACAAAAAUAGGAUUGCUGUCUUGGUGGAUUAACCCAUAUCACCAGAUACAUACGGAUUAUGUUCGCAUCAGUCGACAGGCUAUCCCUAUAUGUUGUCCGUUGUAACAGCGUUGCCAACGUAUGAACUGGCUGCCUACGUCACAGCAUCCUUGGGCGACUGGCAAUAGCGCAAAUAGGCAGUCGACGCGUCCAGAGGUUUUCAUUUGUUUUAAUACAGGAAGACGACGGAGGCAGUCUUACAGGCCUUUUAGUAGUCUUAUAGGCCAAUUUUGAGCAGUUAUGGUUGACAUUCCGCCUGUUAUAAACAUCUCGAUCUCACUGAAGAUCCAGCCAAAUGAAGGACCAGUGUUCUUCAAAGUAGAUGGGACGAGGUUCGGACAGAACAGAACAAUAAAAUUGCUGACCGGAUCCAAAUACAAAAUUCGGGUGGUCUUGAAACCGACGAACGCCGAGCCAGGUACCAUGCUCAUCGGCACCGUCAAAUUCCCCCUGGAGGUGGAGACCAAAGACGAGGAAUCGGUGGUGUACACCGGGCUCUAUGACACCGAGGGCGUGCCGCCUACCAAGAGUGGGGAGAGGCAACCUGUGCAGGUCGCCAUAGAGUUCAAAGAUGCUGGCAUGUUUGAGACCGUCUGGCAGGUCAAGUUCUACAACUACUACAAGAGGGAGCACUGUCAGUUCGGCAACAACUUCAACUGCAUCGAGUACGAGGUCAAGCCCAACGAGACUCGCAGCCUGAUGUGGAUCAACAAAGAAGCCUUCCUCUAGGCCCCCACCCCCCACCCCCAACCCCCUUCUGAGAGACUGGGCUGAACGCACGGCGAGGAGACUCGCCACUGUCACCAUCACAGCACUGUGAACUGCGUUUUGGGUGGUUAGGCGAGGAGGAGUUGGCGGACAUUUCGGAGCGAGAGAUUAUUUUUUGUUCUUCUUAAUGACCUUUCUCUGUGCAUCCCCAUACAAUAGCAGGAAGCAGGGGGCGAGUGUGGUUCCCUAUACGUCUCUCUUUCAUUCCCUAUCUCUCUCUCUCGCUCUAUCUCUAUCUAUCCAUCUACCUGUCUGUCUGUCUAUCU